AUGUACGGAUCCAGUCGCCACCAUCUUGACUCGUUCUCGUCGAACGAUGGUGGAGCGUUCUUGGUGCAAGUCGGCUCCCGCACAUUCGAGGCUCACGAGCUGCAGAAGUUGAUUCCACAGUUGGAGGAGGCGAUCACGAGGAAGGAUGCACAGUUGAGACAGCAACAGUCGAUUGUCGAGGGACAUAUUAAGAGGAUCUCCGAGUUGGAGGGAGAGGUUACCACGCUUCAGAGAGAAUGCGACAAACUGCGUUCCGUACUCGAACAGAAGGCUCAAUCGGCGGCGAGUCCCGGUCAACCACCAUCACCAUCUCCACGUACCGAUCAACUCGGAAAUGAUUUACAACAGAAAGCAGUUCUUCCGGCUGACGGUGGUGGCGCCCAACGUGCCAAGAAAAUCGCCGUGUCCGCUGAGCCAACGAAUUUCGAGAAUAAACCGGCGACACUUCAACACUAUAACAAAACUGUCAGUGCGAAGCAGAUGAUUCGAGAUGCCGUGCAGAAGAAUGACUUUUUGAAACAGUUGGCGAAGGAGCAGAUUAUCGAAUUGGUCAAUUGUAUGUACGAGAUGAGAGCACGUGCCGGACAAUGGGUUAUUCAGGAGGGAGAACCUGGAGAUCGUCUUUUCGUCGUCGCUGAGGGAGAACUGCAAGUGUCUCGUGAAGGAGCACUUCUUGGCAAGAUGCGUGCUGGAACAGUGAUGGGCGAGUUGGCUAUUCUCUACAAUUGUACAAGAUUUACGAAAGUUCUUGUCAAUUUUGUUCUUCUUGAUGAAAAACGUCAUUCAGAUCCCGAAUUGGUUUCCUGUAGGUACCUACUGUCGGAUGAUCUGAAAAUGAGACCUAGACCAGAAGCCCCUUCGAAUUUCUCUGGAAAUCUUGUCAGUGGCAGCUUCGCCUCUUGA
Caenorhabditis remanei is the source of this 903-nucleotide messenger RNA. RefSeq lists its product as uncharacterized. The transcript is spliced from 5 exons. Bases 1 to 903 code for a protein of 300 amino acids. Lineage: Eukaryota; Metazoa; Nematoda; Chromadorea; Rhabditida; Rhabditidae. The record is from RefSeq and is a predicted model, not a curated record.